AUGGAGUUUUGCUUAUAAUUGAAAUAGUAUGUCAAAGCAACAACAUUUUAUGACGAUAAUGAUGAUUUAUCACACAUAGAGGAGACAACGUAAGAACUUCACAUCGUUCACUGUGAAGAGCCUCCAAACACUCUCAUGGACGUAUCAUUGUUCGGAAGGGAGGGUUGGCGGUUGUGCUGUAGCUGAAGCAGCACAGAGGCAGACAGUGGGAGGGGUCCUCUCCAAUGCAGGAGCAGCCAAACUCGUCAGUCCUGUUGACUCACCCAACUUUCUCUGCGACUCGAGCAGCAGUGAACUCCGAGACUAAAUCUGAGCACACUUCAUCCAACACAUUGAGGGUGGAGAAUGGACAGACUACACGGACAGGACAUGCCGCUGAAUAAAAUGGAUGACGUAGAGGCUUCGAAAGCCAUCUCUGGAAAAGUGCAUCGCCCCAUCAACAUGAAUCACUAUGCCACGAAGAAAAGUGCGGCUCAGAGCAUGCUGGACGUGGCCUUGCUGAUGGCCAACUCGUCUCAGCUGAAAACCCUUCUCUAUGUGGGGCCCCAGUACCGGUUCUACAUCCCCCUCAUUGUCCUGCUGUCCCUGUCCAUCUCGUUACAGGUCGCCGUGGGGCUGCUGCUCGUCUUUAUUGCAGUGAAGUAUGAUCUGAAUGACGCGAGGAAACAUACCAAGUUGAACACGAUGAACAACAUAUCGACAAUAUUUGUCUUCUUCACAGUCCUCAUCAACAUCUUCAUCACAGCGCUGGGCUUUGAGGGACACUCCGUCAUGUCAUCGGUACCACAAGUGCUGACAGUGAUGGAGCCUCUGCUCCCCCCUAAGCCCAUUGACCACAACAUCACUGGAAUCAUUUAGACUAGACCUUUGGACAAUAAGAACACAUCUCCUCAAUUGUGUUAUCUCAAAGCAUUGACAUCUUGCAGGGUUGUGGUGGGACACUGAGCUCUCUGGUCAAGGAAUAUCCAGUUCGAAAAAAACCUUUUUAUUCAUGAAUGUAUUUUAUGGAUAAACCAUCACCAUUACUGCUGAGAGGCUUUGUCUGGGAUACAGGAUCACCAAGUCAAACAUAAUCAGUGACCAUCAGCCCGUUUCUAAACUCAGGAUCCCAGCCAUUAAAAUCAACUGGGCCAAGAUUGACAACCAAAGACCUCAGUUUGAAAACACUGUCAGUCUCAUCUUGCUUUUAGUUCAGAUGCCAACAGACUCUCAUACACUUUGCUGACCCCUGACCUUUGCUUUUUUUGAUGCCAAACUAUGUAAAGCUUCUGCCGUGUAAAUUUAACAGUGCAUUCUAUUUUUUCUGUCAUUUUGUUACCAAAUCAAUGUAUUACUUAUUACUUACCAGUAUUAAGUAAACAUGACGCUAGUUUUGUUAAUACUUGACUCUUACUUUCACCUCAGUAACAUUUGUAGAUCCUACAGGAAUUCUCUCGUUUCAAGUGUCAUGUUUUUCUAAAGGUUCAGACACUGUAUUCUAGAAGUCUCAAAGAAGCUGGACACCAGAUUGAAAUCAUUGUUUUUAAUUCCUAUAAAAAAGUCUUUGGUUUUUGCUUGCACAUAUGAAAGACCGCCACAGUUCACCAAUCACAAGUUUUGUGCGACAUGACAUUAUCAUCUAUAUCUCACAAAUAAGAACAAAUAUUAUAGCAAAGCUGCAUAAAAAUAGUCAAAUACAAAAACUCUGCAUGGCCGGCAAACAUUUUAUGCAAUCAAGCAAAGAAAUUAAAGGAAGCAAACAACAUUAUUCUUGUUUUUUUUACUGUCAGCACAUCCCAUGAAAAGACCAAAACCAUGUUCAGUCAAACUCUGUUAAUCUGUCUCACUUUUCUAUUCUGCCUGUGACCCGUCGUCAGACAAAAGGCCAAAAAAGAUUCACUCAAUAUUAUACUAAAAAUGUCUGUGCUUGUUUUACAGUAUAUUCUGAGGCUGAUUUUAAAUAUCAACAAUUAUUUUAAGUGGUUCUUUUCUAUUCUAGUUAUCUCAUCUGAUGAUUUGUGUUUCGCUAUAUAGUUAUUGUUGUUGUGACCAAAUCAACCUACAGGUAUCAGAGUUUCUUCUCAUAUCAUAUUAAGAGCUUUAUAUUCAUGGUUCUGGCUGUCUAUUGUAAU
This is a messenger RNA of Scophthalmus maximus (turbot), 2111 nucleotides long. RefSeq lists its product as uncharacterized. The transcript is spliced from 4 exons. The coding region runs from base 346 to 858 and encodes 170 amino acids. The record is from RefSeq and is a predicted model, not a curated record. Lineage: Eukaryota; Metazoa; Chordata; Actinopteri; Pleuronectiformes; Scophthalmidae. Gene Ontology annotation, biological process: cell adhesion; tissue regeneration. Gene Ontology annotation, cellular component: membrane.